CUCCUCGCCCUCCGCCGCCAUCGCCGCCAUCGCGCCGGAAGGGGCGGUCGGGGCGCCGCGGAACCGGCGAUGCUGCUCUUCUGCCCGGCCUGCGGCAACGUGCUGGUGGCCGAGGAGGGGCCGCGCUGCCACCGCUUCGCCUGCACCACCUGCCCCUACGUGCGCAACGUUACGCGGAAGGUGACGAGCAGGAAGUACCCGCGGCUGAAGGAGGUGGACGACGUGCUGGGCGGCGCCGCGGCCUGGGAGAACGUGGACUCCACGGCAGAGCCGUGCCCCAAGUGCGAGCACCCCCGCGCCUACUUCAUGCAGAUCCAGACGCGCUCGGCCGACGAGCCCAUGACCACCUUCUACAAGUGCUGCAACGCGCAGUGCGGCCACCGCUGGCGGGACUGAGGGCCCCGGCCCGGCCCCGGCCGCCCGGGGGGGCCUGAGGGGGCCCUGGCUGCCGCGGGAGGGGCCCGGCCCGCUCUGCCCCCCCGCAGGGCUGAGGAGGGGGGGGCUCGCCCUGGGGGGCAGCGUCCCGGUCCCGGUCCCGGCCCCGGGAGCGCAGGCCCCGGCGGGAUGGGGUCGGGGUGUCUUCUGCAAUAAACGCGUCGCUGGCUGGAA
Molecule: messenger RNA, 609 nt
Organism: Aquila chrysaetos chrysaetos
Lineage: Eukaryota; Metazoa; Chordata; Aves; Accipitriformes; Accipitridae
Gene: POLR3K
Product: RNA polymerase III subunit K
Biological process (GO): DNA-templated transcription; termination of RNA polymerase III transcription
Cellular component (GO): RNA polymerase III complex
Molecular function (GO): DNA-directed RNA polymerase activity; nucleic acid binding; zinc ion binding
Source: RefSeq, a predicted model, not a curated record